AUGAUUGAAUAUGACGACAACUACCGCGAGCCAACGGUCCAGGCCGCCGCGUCGAAAGCGCAAGCGCAAGCCCCACCGGCCGCGGUCAUGUCCUGCCUCACCUGCCGGGCGCGCAAGCUCAAAUGCGACCGCGCCCGCCCGAGCUGCGACCGAUGCGCGAAGCUCCAGGAAACGUGCGAGUAUCCCGGCGCCCGCAGGAGACACGUCGGGCCGCGGAGGACUGUUCGGGAUCUGGAAGACCGCAUAUCUAGAAGGCUUGGCCUUGAGGCCAGCACCCUCGGGUCCGCCCAACGUAAGCGACCCUCUCACCGGCACAAAGCGAUUGGCGCCCACACCUCCAACCGGCAGCGAAUCCGCAGCUUCGACAUCAUCACCGAGCCCGAGCUACGGAGUUCGACAGAAAUGAUCCGGUUGGGCUUGUUCGAGCAACUACCCCUUCCGAACUUGACGGACAUUUAUUUCGAAAGGAUGCACCCAGCAUUGCCCAUGAUCCACAAGGCACGUUAUCUCACGUCGAUGAACUUCCCGGCGCAUAUGCGCCCGCCCAUGUGCCUGCAGUACAUCAUCAUGGCUAUUGCGGCGGGUGCAACGGAUACGCAUGCGGCUCAUGCCACCGCGUUGUAUCAGCGCGCACGCGCGUAUGCCGAGGCAGACGAGAUGAAGUCUCUCGGCGGUGAUUUCACCACCGUCGCCCACGCCCAAACCUGCCUGCGCAUCGCGCACAUGCUCGAUCUGCACAAGCUCGACGAGACGGCGUGCCCGCUUAUACCGCACGCGUUACCGCCCCGCGCGAUUGGACCGAGAUGGAAGAGCGCCGGCGGACGUGGUGGGUCAUUUUCUAUCUUUACUUUUCUCCCCGCCUCCGAGCAAGCCUUUGAAACGGGCGUAGAAGAAUCGCAAGGCCACCUGAGAACGGCGCUAGAGGGUAGCUGGCCCGAAUACUCCGCCUUUGCCGGCCGCGUGCUCGUCGCGCAGCUCUUCCACCGCACCCUCGACCACAGCUUCGCCAACUGCGACGCCGGCCGCCGCGGGCCCAUCGACACCUUUUGGCGAGAACACGCCGCCAUCGACGACAACCUCACCCUCGUGCACGCCUUCAUCCCCGCGAGCUCAAGCUCCCCGACUACGCGUGGAGCCCCAGCGCCCUCUUCCCGGUUACCCUCGCCCGACCCGACGCACGGCGAGGCCCAGAGCCAGGCGCGGCUCCUGCCCGCCGCGAAGCAGAUUGUCGACAUCUUUCGCCUCGUGCGCAACAUGCACGCUACGCUGCGGAACCCGCUGCUCGCGUUCGCCGCGUACAUGGCGGGUAUGGCGCUGCUGGAAGAGCUCGUGGUGCACGGGGAUGAGUCGUGCGGCGAGGAUCUUCAGUAUUUGCUGGGUAUCAUGGCGCGGGUGGCCGAGUUCCACGCGGUGGUGAGGUCGGUCGCGGCGCAACUUGUCGAGGAUAUGCGGCAGUGCGGGCUCGUGUUCCCGGCUAUGGAAAAGGUAUGGAUCAAUUGA
Molecule: messenger RNA, 1500 nt
Organism: Parascedosporium putredinis
Lineage: Eukaryota; Fungi; Ascomycota; Sordariomycetes; Microascales; Microascaceae
Source: the annotation of a GenBank genome assembly